Messenger RNA from Neocloeon triangulifer, 1737 nucleotides. RefSeq names its product proclotting enzyme-like. Gene Ontology annotation, biological process: proteolysis. The record is from RefSeq and is a predicted model, not a curated record. The transcript is spliced from 14 exons. Gene Ontology annotation, molecular function: serine-type endopeptidase activity. NCBI's taxonomy places the organism in Eukaryota, Metazoa, Arthropoda, Insecta, Ephemeroptera, Baetidae. Bases 29 to 1621 code for a protein of 530 amino acids.
GGAAAAUUAGUGCAGUGAAUUUUAGAAAAUGCACGUAGCAGCUUUUCUUCUUCAGUGCGGCGUUUUUGCUCUGGUGGUCGCAAGUGAAGAAAAUGAUUUCGUUUUAAUCCAAAGAAGCCUUCCAAAGACGUCGCAAAAUUUUUUUAACAAAACCGAGCUGCAUAUCAUAGCCCAAUCUCUGAUCCCAAAAGAAGAUCCAAAUGCAAAACCAAUUCACCAGCCAUCUGGAGCUGGAAAAGUAAGCAAUUUAACCAUAUUCAGCUACAUCAUUGGAGGAAUAAAAGCCGUCGAGGGCCAGUUUCCGUGGCAAGCUUACAUUAUCAUCGACAACAGUUUCUUGUGCGGUGGAUCAUUAAUAAUGCCGAGCUGGAUAAUGACCGCUGCUCACUGUUUACAUGGAACUGCAUAUGAAGUCACGCUUGGUUCCAUAGACAGGUCUAAAAAUCCCACGGGCUCGGUUACGUUGCAAACGACACAAAAAAUCGUCCAUGAAAAUUACCACGACUACAACUUGAAUAACGAUAUUGGACUUUUGAAACUGCCAUCUAGUAUAGAAUUAUCAGAUGUCAUUAAUGUGGUGAAGCUACCGUCUCUCUCCGAUGGCAGUAAAACAUUCGAGGGAGCGACAAUAACUGUCAGCGGAUUCGGAAAGUUCACUGAAACCUCAGCGCCCAGUAAGAGCUUAAACUAUGUCGAAUUGCCUAUCAUAUCGAGCGAGACAUGCGUUGGGUAUUACGGAAGCGAUAUUGUGACCAGUGCGACCAUCUGCACUCUAAUAACCCCAAAAUCGACUUGCUCGGGAGAUAGCGGAGGACCCAUGGUCUACAAGGAUGGCUCGAACACAUUCAAGCAAAUUGGAAUUGUUUCUUUUGGUUCUUCGGACGGGUGCCUACAAGGCCCAUCUGGUUUUACUCGAGUUACCUCAUACUUAGGAUGGCUAUCUGAAAAAAUUGGCCAGGAUGUUUCAGGCAGUAAUGAAACUGAAAGCGCAACAACAGCAGUUCCUCUUGCAGGAACAGCAUCGACUACAACCAUAACAACCACAAAAACACCUGCAACAAAGCCAUCAAAUUGCGCAAAAGCGAAUUUUUCAAAAUUGAGAUUGACGUGCUGCAUGACGCAACCAGUAAAAGAGGCGGUGGUUAUGACAAAAGGCGAGAAAUUUUGCAAAGUAAAUGCGAACGCGUUAAAAGCAUUCAAUGAAUUCACGCUCAACAAAUAUCAAAAUAUUAAAAAUAAUAACAACAUCGAUUUCAACGAUCCUAAAGUUCAACGCAGUCUUGCUAAGAGUGCUUGCUUUGUAAAUUGCUACUUGGGAGCUCAGCAAGUGUUCACCUCGGGUAAUAUUGAGGCUAUGAAACUCAAGAGUUUCCUGACAAAAAACCAAGUUCUUGAUUCAUGGAUAACAUUAACUGAGAGUGCUGUUGACUAUUGUCUUGAAAAAUUUUACAGUGGCGCAUCCAUAAUAUUCAAAAGUGGCAACUUUAAUUGUGAUGGCAGAAUGCUAAUUGUCGUUCAAUGCGUUCAGCAAAAACUGGCUCAGGAUUGCCCUCAGAGAUAUCCUGGAGGAAAGUGUCCUGCAAAUUACAUGCUAUUUGACAGUUGCGGACAUAUAUUUUAGACACGGGCAUACUAACUAAACAAAGAGGAAUGGAAACUAGGCAAAUUAAGUUUUAAGAUACUUCGUCAUUUAAAGAAAAGAAAAAAUUGAAAAUGAACAUUGAUAUUAAACAUAAA